Messenger RNA from Bactrocera oleae (olive fruit fly), 4763 nucleotides. RefSeq names its product Glutamine synthetase 1 (gene Gs1). The record is from RefSeq and is a predicted model, not a curated record. Gene Ontology annotation, molecular function: glutamine synthetase activity. Lineage: Eukaryota; Metazoa; Arthropoda; Insecta; Diptera; Tephritidae. Gene Ontology annotation, cellular component: cytoplasm.
AAUAAUAAUUUAUUUCAAAAAUAUUAUUGAAAUAAUAUAUAAUAGCACCAAAGAUGAGACAAUUUACAUAUUAAAUGAUCAAACAUAUCAAUUAUUAUAGUCUUCGGACCAAAAAAGGAAUUGCAGAAACUGCGGAAUAUCAUAGAUUUUCGAUCAAAAUCUACUGCAGUACAAUUUACAAUUGAAAGUAUGGAGACAUUUGAGCAUGCAUCUGCAGUAGGAGUAUUUGGUCCAACAGUUCCACAGUUGAUAAUCACAGCUGACACAAAUUCGGAACGACUAUUGACUAACAUUACUUUUUUCAACAGGGUGACAUGAAUAAAAGUCUUACAAGUUCCUUUCCUCAACAAUAUGUGGUGUGAAUAAUAUACGAAUAAAGCUUUUGUUCAAUAAAAGCUCAACAGAAACAGCUGAGAGAGCACUGCACCCAUUUUAAAAUUUGUUUACCAUGCGCUUAUGUACACACAUACAUAUGUAUGUAUAAAUGUGAGCGAUCAGUAUGUUUAUGUGAAAUAAAUAAAACUGUAUUUGUAAAUGACAGUAACAUUGUGAGGUAUACUCAUCGGGGGACAUUCUCUAUUUUUUGAGGAGAACACGGAAAGAAGGCCACAACAUUCAUCACCGGUGGAAUACCGUCUGGGCAUGAAAGGUGAAUCUGAUAUUUGUGAUGUCGCCAGUGCCGCUAAAAUAAUUUUGGACUUUGUAACCAAAACAAAAACAGAUGUGCGACGGUAUACAAAACAAAGCACUUGGGGUAACCAAAGCAACAGAGCAAUGCAUUUGAUGUUGAAAGAAAAUAGUGAUACCCGUAUAUAUGUAUAUUUACAUACAUACAGGGAUAUACAUAUGUAUGUAUGCAUUUGUGCGUAUGUAUACCUUACACAUAUUUCUGUGCAUAAGUAUGCAUGUGUAUUACAUACAUACAGAAAAGGUUUCACAUAGGUUUGUAUUCCACAAUAUUAUAUAUGAAUUAGUAUUGGUGUAUAUAUAUACAUAUAUAUAUAUAUAUGCUUAUAUAUUUAUUUAUGUGUGUAUGUACAAUAAUCAUAUCAUAUAAAUAAGUAAGUACAUAAACAUAGGCAAAUGCUAUUUGCGUACAUUUAUAUGCAUUUCACCGUUUAUCUACUGGGAGGUGUACUUAUAUACACUUUAUCAGCUGAGUUUACAAAGGAGGCUCUCAGCUGUUACUGGACACAUUACCGUACGUACGUAAAUGGAUACGCGUUGGUUUUUUGGUUAAUUGUUUACAGAUUUUAGGCGUAUUACUCGCCUUCAAUAUAGUUGAUAUGUGGCACACAUAUUAUAAAUGUACAUACGAGCACAUAAGUAUGUUCAACAAUGCACUUUUUAUCCUCAAAGUCAAUCCCCUCUUACUAAACAUUCCUUCGUAUCAGCCAACCACAACGUGCACCAACAAAGUCGUAUACAUUUAUUUAUAUGCUAUAUAAGCACAUGCGUAUAUGAGUAAAUAUUUGUAUUUCCAUACACAGCCGAGAGUGACUGCGUCUUUUGCUCAGUUAGUAGUACAUACAUAUAUAUCUGUUUACUGACUGCUCACUAAUCUUUAGUCCGAGGUUAUAAGCGGAAACUUUUGUUGCGCAUCAUCGAGAAAUUCAAUUUAUGGUGUUGUUUAUCGUAUUAACACGGGCGACACUAAUUCAGCAACUCGAAUCGGGCCAUUUUCAGAAUUUCCUUUUAUAUCGUUUUCUCAAAAUCUUGUACAAUUUUCAUUAACUAAUUUUUAUCCUUAUUCACUAUUUUCAAAAAUAUUUCAAUUAUAUUAUGCAUAUUACACAUAUACAAAUAUAAUAAAAUUCAAAUUUCUGAACAUAUUUUAAAUAUUCAUUUAAAAUUCACAAUGAAAAGUAAUGCCGAAUUGCGUAUCAGCGAACUGUUAUGAAAAAAAAACACAAAGCGUAUUGCCCGAGGCUGAACAACUCGGUGUCCUUCAUCUUUCCUCGUCGCUUCUCGUCAACAAACUACGAGCAACAAAAGUCUUCGUGUGUAAACGUAGUCGUAGAAGCUCGCCUACGCAUGAAUUUAAGGUAACGACUCUCUGCAUACAGUCAUACUUAUCUCACUAAUACAUAUGCAGAUGGAAAGACGCCAAAUGUGGGGAGGUUGAAUUUUGAAAAUGUGAUAAAGAAAAUCGCAAUGAUUGAGGCCAGAAAAGUGAGUGCUUCGCUCUAUUCACAGUCAGACAUUGUUCAAACCUCAAAGAAAACGGGUGUUCGGACUUAAACGCUUACUUAUGUGCAGAAAACCACCAAGAGUGUAGUGAGGAAAAAUUAGUACAAAAUAAAAGUGCUGCAAUGAAAUUAAGUUGAAAUUUCGAGUGUUUUAUCAAAAUCAAAAGUACAAAACUAAACAAAGGCAAAGCUCAAGCAAAUAAAUGAAUACAACGUGUUUAAAGUGUUACGCACAAACCUACCAUUUUCGGACAUUUUCCAAAGUACAUAUGAAAUAUUUCAACUAGCUUAUGCUACUCUCUAACCUUGUGCCGGAGACAUAGCUAUAACUUUUAACGUCCUUUAACGUCCUUCAUUGAACAGAAUAUAGUGGGGAGAAUAAUAAAAAAUAAUAAUAAUUCAAUCCAAUACCAAACCAGGAAGUAUCUUGUAGAAAAUAUGGCUCUACGUUGUGCUGGUCUGUUUAUUAAUAAGGAGCUUGCAGCAUCCUCACAGUUUCUAUCUCAAUUCCGUAACCUUAAUAUGACCUCUGUGCGUCAAGCGCAUUUCCUCAAGAAUUCGCCGAAUGCAGCGCUGAGCAAAACAUUGUUAGAUCGCUAUCGCACGCUUGAAACUCCAAAAGAUCUUGUUCAGGCAACUUAUCUUUGGAUCGAUGGAACUGGUGAAAACAUCCGCUUGAAGGACCGUGUCUUGAAUAAGAUACCAAAAAGUGUGGAAGAUCUACCUAACUGGCAGUAUGAUGGAAGCUCAACAUACCAAGCUUCUGGUGAAAAUUCAGACACCACUCUAACACCGCGUGCCAUAUAUCGGGAUCCCUUCAAGCCUGGUCAAAACGAUAUUAUUGUUAUGUGUGAUACUUACACAUCUGAAGGUAAACCAACGCCAUCCAACAAACGCGCUGCCUGUCAAGCAGCUAUAGAAAAAGUUAUUGAUCAAGAACCCUGGUUCGGUAUAGAACAGGAAUAUACGUUGCUUGAUGUUGAAGGCCGUCCCUUCGGCUGGCCAGAAGGUGGCUUUCCUGCGCCUCAAGGACCCUACUACUGCGGAGUGGGAGCCGAUCGUGUUUACGCCCGAGAUUUAGUAGAAGCUCAUGCCAUUGCAUGCUUGUAUGCUGGUAUCGAUUUUGCUGGCACCAAUGCCGAAGUUAUGCCCGCUCAAUGGGAAUACCAAGUAGGCCCUAGCAUUGGCCUCAAAGCUGGUGAUGACCUGUGGGUUUCACGUUAUAUUCUACAACGCAUUGCUGAAGAAUAUGGGAUUGUUGUUACAUUCGAUCCCAAGCCAAUGGAUGGGCCAUGGAACGGGGCUGGUGCCCAUCACAAUUUCUCUACUAAAGCUAUGCGUGGUGAUGGCGGUAUGAAAGUCAUAGAAGAAGCUAUUAAAAAACUAAGCAAGCAGCAAGAGCGCCACAUUCGUGCCUACGAUCCAAAGGAAGGCAAGGAUAAUGAACGACGUUUGGUCGGCCGUUUGGAAACCUCAAGUAUCGAUAAGUUCUCUUGGGGCAUUGCGAACCGUGGCACCAGUGUUCGUAUUCCACGUGGUGUAGCAAGUGCAGGUAAAGGUUACUUUGAAGAUCGUCGUCCUAGCUCGAAUUGCGAUCCAUAUGCUGUUUGUAACGCUUUGGUGAGAACCUGCUUGCUUGAUGAAUAAACUCAGUUAGCAACAAGCAGCCCAUAAAUUGAGAGAGUGAAAGCCGAUAUAUGUAUGUACAUAUACAGAAACUACAAACGGAGAAUAUUAUGCCAUACAUAUGUACACAUAUCAGCUUAAGCACAUAUGCACAUACAUAAAUCUGUGAAAUUGGGCACUAUGUAGAGGAAAGCAUAUUUAAAGAAUAUGCAAAUUUUCAGAAGAAAAAUGGGGAACAUUCGGUACAUAAAUAAAUGUUAUUAAAUGUGAAAUUAAACUCAAUCUAAACGAUAUCUAUAAAACAUUUAAUGUCAAAGAUGUAUUGCCUGUUGAAAUUUCAUCGACACCAUAAUUUAUAUAAAUACAUACAUACUUACAUACAUAUGUAUAAGUACAUUAUCUUUUUAAGGGGAGGGCCAAAAACCAAAAUAUCUAUUGUAUAAUAAAUAUACAUAUACCUAAGUAAUAUUUAUAGAAAGAAAAAAUUAAUCUCUUUGAAAUGGAUGAAUGUAAUUAUUUUGUUAUAGAUUAAUGUAUGUAUGGUAUAUUCUUACAUACCAAAAUAUUCCAUUAUAUAUUACUUGAACAAUUUCUAUUUUCUACUGAUAUUUUUUGUAAUCUAUGUAUAUUUUUUAAUUCACAACAACAAUUAUACGUUUAUGAUCUUACUUUUUCAACAUAACUGACACAGUACUGAUUCCAGUGAAAAGUUAUUCCAAAUACAUGGAAGACAAUGUGGAAUGGGAAAAGUGGAAUGAGAAACUCCAGAAUUUAUACUAAUAAUGAAUAGUUGAAUUGCCAAAAAAAUAGCAUUAAACAAAAGAGCACAAAGCAAAAUGAGGAGCGUACAUUUAAUAAAAUCUUAUGUGAUUGUUAUUAUGAAUAGGUUGAGUAACUCACAAUGAUACAAAGAAAAAAUAGUUGAAUAAAAGAAAAAUCAUUAAAAAA